Messenger RNA from Scophthalmus maximus (turbot), 1338 nucleotides. It is a transcript of the gene grem1a, whose product is annotated as gremlin 1a, DAN family BMP antagonist. Gene Ontology annotation, biological process: animal organ morphogenesis. Lineage: Eukaryota; Metazoa; Chordata; Actinopteri; Pleuronectiformes; Scophthalmidae. The record is from RefSeq and is a predicted model, not a curated record. Gene Ontology annotation, molecular function: BMP binding; receptor ligand activity. The transcript is spliced from 2 exons. The coding region runs from base 128 to 721 and encodes 197 amino acids.
UAGGGGGGGCGUGUUCUGCUGAAGCUCUGAAACUCAGAGACAGUUUAGAAAACUCCUCAGUGUCUCAUUCAUAAAGCCACCGGAGAGAGAGACCUGGGACCUGGAGAAGAAACAAGUGUCUGACUGGAUGAAGUUUUCUUGUGAGGCGUUUAUAAAUAAACAAACAGCUGCGAUGAUGAGGACGACACCGGCGCUGGUCCCCGUUGUGGUUGUGGCCCUGCUGCUCUGCACACUGCCGAGUACAGACGCCGCGACCUUCCAGGGCGCCUUACCGCAUCCGAACAAAUACAACCCCAACGACUCGGAGCGGUGUCAACAACAACAACCGCCCAUCGGCGGACUAAUCUCCCGCGGGCCGGGGCCCGUGACGUCCACCGACGAGGUGCUGGAGUCCAGUCAGGAGGCGCUGCACGUCACGGAGCGCCGCUACCUGCGGCUCGACUGGUGCAAGACGCAGCCGCUGAAGCAGACGAUCCGCGAGGAGGGCUGCCUGAGCCGCACCAUCAUCAACCGCUUCUGCUACGGACAGUGCAACUCCUUCUACAUCCCGCGGCACGUCUACCAGGACGGCAGCGCGUUCGAGUCCUGCUCCGCGUGCAAGCCCAGGACCUUCAGCACCGUCACGUACACGCUCUUCUGCCCGGGACAGACGCCGAGCACCAGGAAGAAGCGCGUGCAGCGCGUGAAGCAGUGCCGCUGCACGACGAUAGCGACGGACUAGACCCUCGGUCCUGGAGGAAAAGUGCAGCUUUGCAAAACAUAUUGGGGAAAAAAGGAUCAAGGUUGCUCGUGGUUAUGAUGGAGAGAUGUUCACCCUCUGAUUUAGCUGAUUCAGGUGUCAUGAUCCAUCUAAAGUGAUAACUGGACCAGCAAUUAACUGGACCACUUUGCAGUCAUUUCAUCCAUUACAUAUUUUGGUGUAAACAGAUUUAGUGGUUUUUCGUUGGCAGUUGCCAAAGGUUUAGAGUUUUAGUUUUGGCCUCAUGACCUUGAGCCAAAGAGAAUGAGUUUAAGUUAAAUUCUUUAUAUUUCUUGUCCGUAUACAGGCAGGUAGGUGGUCUUGCAAGAUUCUACCUUAUAGCAGGAAAUGUAAGAGGACACAUCUUCGAGAGGAUAUGGUGUCAUUGUUUCCACUGUGUGGGAUGUAAGUCAAAGGUUGUCAUGAUAUAUAUAUAUAUAUAUAUAUGCAUAUAUAUAUAUAUAUAUAUAUAUAUAUAUAUGUAUAUACAUAUAUAAAAUUGCACAGCUAAAUGCCACUUCUUUUUAUGACUGUGUAUAAUUUGUGUAUCGUGUAAUGUUGCUUGUAAAUACAAUAAAUCUUUUUUCAAGCCAUAACAA